AAAUGGUCAGAGGCAAAGAAAAACGAAAAAAGAGGAAAGUGAAAGAGGAAUCAAAAAUCCCGUCACUGAAAAACCCUUCGUUCGUCGGAACCAAAAAAAUCGGAAAAUGGCGGCGGCUGCAUCUAAAGAACGUGAGAACUUCGUCUACCUCGCUAAACUUGCUGAACAAGCUGAACGAUAUGAUGAGAUGGUUGAUGCAAUGAAGAAGGUCGCAAAUAUGGACGUUGAAUUGACUGUGGAGGAGAGGAAUUUGCUUUCUGUUGGGUAUAAGAAUGUCGUAGGUGCGAGGAGAGCAUCAUGGAGGAUCUUAUCCUCUAUUGAGCAGAAGGAGGAGUCGAGAGGAAAUGAGCAUAAUGCAAAACGGAUCAAGGAGUACCGUCAUAAGGUUGAAACAGAGCUUACCAACAUUUGCAAUGAUAUCAUGACUGUGAUUGAUGAGCAUCUUAUUCCCUCGUGUCCUGCUGGCGAAUCGUCUGUAUUUUACUAUAAGAUGAAAGGGGAUUAUUAUCGCUAUCUUGCAGAGUUCAAAAGCAGUGAUGAUAAGAAAGAAGUUUCUGAUCUUUCAUUGAAGGCAUAUCAGUCAGCUACAACUACCGCUGAGGCUGAAUUACCACCUACCCACCCCAUUAGGUUGGGUUUGGCUUUGAAUUUCUCUGUUUUCUACUAUGAGAUCCUGAACUCUCCUGAAAGGGCAUGCCACCUUGCAAAGCAGGCUUUUGAUGAAGCAAUAUCAGAGUUGGAUACCCUGAAUGAGGAGUCCUACAAAGAUAGCACCUUGAUUAUGCAGCUUCUGAGGGACAAUCUCACCUUGUGGACUUCUGAUAUUCCAGAGGAUCCAGAAGAUGCCCAAAAGGGAGAUGCUACCACAAGCAAAACUGGACCUGAGGGCGCCGAGUGAGGGGCCAAACAAUUAGAAUCUAUCAUCUGUAUUUGUACAAGGGAGGAGGAUGAAACACUGAGGGUGCUUGUUCUUUAGGGUCCUAUAAUAUAUGCUUAUUUUAUAGUCCUGUUGUGUCAUAGUUUGUUCGAUUAUCAGUUGGAUGUGCGUGUAUUGUUCGAUUUUGCAUCCCAGUGCUAUUUCCCUCCCUAACACAGUGAGUUGUUGUUCAGUCCUGUUUUAGUUGAUUGGUCUGUUCUACAGAGGUAGCUUUUAGUUUUCACAUGACUGCUGCAGCCAAAUGGGAGGAUAUCAGUUUGUUCGUCCUCUCAACCUUUAUGAUCUAAAUUUUACCAAAUUUUAAUA
Molecule: messenger RNA, 1243 nt
Organism: Capsicum annuum
Lineage: Eukaryota; Viridiplantae; Streptophyta; Magnoliopsida; Solanales; Solanaceae
Product: 14-3-3 protein 9
Exons: 7
Coding region: 107-898 (263 amino acids)
Biological process (GO): signal transduction
Cellular component (GO): cytoplasm
Source: RefSeq, a predicted model, not a curated record